Messenger RNA from Trichobilharzia szidati, 4026 nucleotides. The record is from the annotation of a GenBank genome assembly. Lineage: Eukaryota; Metazoa; Platyhelminthes; Trematoda; Strigeidida; Schistosomatidae.
AUGAUAUUGGAUAUUGGAUUAGAUAUUGGCCGCGGGAGAAUUAACCUCAAGAUAGAUCUGGUGGGACAGGAUUUUCUAGCAGGCAGAAUGUCGUUAAUCCAUCAAAAGUUAGCAGAACGCUUAUUUAUCUUAAAUGAUCGUCAGCUUGGAGUACUGACGCGUAUCCAUCAUAUGAAACAAAUGCUCACUUCACCAGAAUAUCGUCCUACUGUCCUACCCGGUGGUGAUAAAACGUUUGAUUCAGCAUGGAAAGUUCUAUUGAAAAAAUUUCCAUCAAUCGAUAUUAAAUCAAGUCAAUCGAAUAUACAACCAUUCUGUAGUCGUCAAAAAGAAAUAUUUGCUACCUUGUCAAUAUACUACUUUAAUUUUGUUGAUGUUCUCGAUGUAAGAGAUCAUUUCAACGAUCUUAUGGUAUGCUUAGGUUCAUCACAGAUAACUCUUGAUAUUACUGUGAAUUUCGACGUGACACGAUUGUAUUUAGAGCUUGUCAGUAAUUAUUUCGCUAUGAUGUUUCUUAUUACACGUAUUGCAGACACUAAGGCUAUAUUAAUCCUAUUUAACUUUUUAUAUGAUCAACUGCAUGGUAAACAAGAACCGAAUUAUCCACGUAUGGCAGAGAUGUUCGUUGAAACACCUGAAGGUAUGCUGAACCGCCUGCAUAAAGAAGUAAAUCCACACUGUCGAACAUUGUCCAGAGCUCUACGAUCAUUGAAUGAUUUUUAUAACAGAAGAACAGUUCGAGCUCAAAAUUGGAAUGAUGGUCACUUUUUAAGUAUUUUACACGAACCAAAUAAAAUAACACAUACUGUUCUUGGUGAACAAUUAGGUUGUGAGUUAAUAUCCUAUGAAGUAAUGGAAAGAUGGAUAGUUUUUGGCUAUUUGUUAAUUUAUCCUGAAUUAACCGAUGAAGAGUCAUUCAAUCGGUUGAAAGUCGCUUUACGUCAUUCAUAUAUUGUUGUAUUAUUCCGUGAAGAAGUUGUCCACAUACAUUCCCUGUUACAAUCAUUUCUUGAAUCUGUUUGGGUGAAUAAAGUGGGUGUGAAAAGAAUUAGUGAAAUUAAAGAGACCUAUUCCAUCGCUUGUUCACAGACAGCAAAAAUGCAUGCUGAUAGACGCGCCUAUCUACGCCUAUCGUUACGUCAACUCCACUUGAUUUUAUCUGAUGAACCUGGAUUAUUAGGUCCCAAGGCAUUUCUAGUAUUUUGGGGUUUAUCUUAUGCCUCGGAUGAAGUUCACUGGUUGUUAAGACAUUCUGCUAAUCCAAUUGUUAAAAAAGGCACAUCUGCACCUGCUCGACCUGGACCAUUUUCAGGAGAUGAACUGUGUGAUCCAUUUCUACCAGAACUGUUAUUUAGAAUGGAUGAAUUACGCUCACUGGUGAUACGUUAUAGUCCAGUGAUACAACGUUUUUAUCUUCAAUUGCUAAGUUGUUAUGAUGGUCCCGGAUUGAAUGAAUAUAUUCAAGAUAUUCUAACGCAUAUAAACAAUGAAGAGGCGAUUAUCUUUACAUCGAUUUCAAAACAACUCUGUGAACUGGCUGACAAUCCAAUUGUACAUGAAACAAAUUUAACGCCUAUGCAAUCCGCACUAUUCGAUUUCUCUGGUAUUCGAUUGGACUGGUUACGUGUACAAGCAAGUUUAUCGUGUAAAGCAUCCGCUGUGAAUCUAUCCGAUUAUCGUCGACUUGUUGAACAUAUGAAUUCUACAAUAUUACAUACAAAAUUUAUUGACUAUCUGGAUGAACUGCUUCGUUUAGUCUCGGAUAUGUCAAUAUUUAUAUUUUAUCCAAGUAAAUUUACAGAGCUCUUUGCUAAUUGUCGUAUAUGCCCUGCACAAUUACGUUUUACAAUUGUCUUUCCAAGUAUAUGUUCACAAGCUAUACAAGCUUGUCAUGAUCUCUGUCCAGAAGAACGUUCAUAUAUUGGUCGUAAUGCCGUGAAUAUAUGCCGACAUUUCUGUCAAGAGAUUGCUGAUAAUAUCUGUUUGUACUUGUUUAAUCGUAUUGAUGAAUUUGGUAAUUUGGCGGAUCAAUUGGCACCACAGAAUUCUGUACCAUGGUUAACAGAUGAGAAACCAAUGAAAAAGAAUAAAAAAGGUGGCAAUAAUAAACAAAAUAUCAAUGGAAAUAUUCAUGCCGGUGGUGGGGGUGGUGGUUUGACAGAUCCAAGAAAAGGAAGACGUUUGAUGAAUGGACCUAUCCCUGGAUCGAAUCCCGGUGUAAAUGUCACUAGUAAUAGUAAAUUAACUGGAAACAGUGUACCUAUUGAUUCACGUUUAAUUCCAGGAGUGGAAAGUUUUCGUAUUAAUCGUGAAGAACAGACUAUCAAUGAUAAAACGUUAUUUGGUCUAAGUCAACUGUGCAGUUCUGUUAAUCAUCAUAGAGAGUUGAUUGUAUUCGAUCAGGUGAUAAAUCCACGUGAAAUCCUUCAAAAUGAGAUACAAUUAAGGCUAAUUGACCUACUUUCUAGUUAUACAACAUUCACGUCUCAUGAUAAUAAUACAAGUGAAUCACUUAUCGCCAAGCCAUCAGAAUUACUUCGACGUGUACGAGCAUUGAUGAAUGCUUUAUUGGAUUUAGAAAAUCAUGUAUGCAUUGAUGUGAUUGGCAUAUUUUCUACAGUUUUCACACAACAUACCCAACCUGUAGAUGCUUUUCGAGGUCAGUUAACAAUGACAGCUCAUUAUGCUGAAUGGUAUCUAGACAAUGUAAUCAAAUCAGCCUACAUGAAUCAUUUUGUUUAUUCACCUUUAUUGAAAAGUUUUGUUACAUUAGUUUCACCUGAGAUUGUAAGAUUUCGUGCGGAAGAUUAUGCUGAUCUGAAUGAACUUACAGCUCUUGCUGAACUGAUUGGUCCAUUGGGCAUAAAAUUCAUAUGUGAUCGAUUAAUGCAUUCUGUUGGUGAUCGUGUCGAUGAAAUCAAUAAGCUAGUACGACAAAAUCGUAGUACAUUAGAAUCUCUACGUGAAUGUAUUCAUGACCCGGUGAAAACACGUCAACUCAAUGGAAAUUUACAAAAUUGUGAUCAAUUGUUAAAUUUACUGAAAGAAAUCGGUGUAUCAUUGGCAUUUCGUAAAUUAUGCUUUGAAGCUGUUAAUUCUGUACUACAAAAACGUACUCCAUUCCUCCUGGAUACUGUUCAAAAUCUUCGAGCGCAUAUUACACAGAAAUCAGCCAGCGGUGGUCAAUUAUCCCUACCAUCAUCUAUGGGAUCUGGUUCUCCAAAUGAAAAUGGUAAACAUGAAAUGGAACGUAUCUAUGCACAUUUCAAUGAACAAUUAAUGUUAAAUAAUCUAUGCGCAUCGGUUGGUAUUCCAUCCCAUUUAGAUUACAAUCUCUGUUCUAUUCUAAAUAAUCGACGUAUGGCUGCAUUGGCGACAGCAAAUCAAGCUGGACUCAAUCUGACAGUGAAUGGUACUACUGGUGGAUUGUCAUAUCAAGAACUGGAAUAUCAUAUUGCCUGUUUAUUUGUUGUCUUUGUGGCGAAUGCUUUUCCACGGUUAGCACGUCAAGAAUCUAGUCUGUAUCGUUUAGAUUUAGAAGCGAAUGAGAAUAAUUGUCAUUGUAUUGCAUAUGCUGUGAAUACUUUAAUGGUUUCAAUGUUUUCACUCUUACGUCCUGGUGAUUUAGAAGCACGUUGUAAAGAAUUUCUUGCUCUUGCCUCAUCAAAUCUGCUACGACUUGGCCUGGAAACUUCCUCAUCCCUCAUCUCAUCAGAUGUCUAUGGAAGUAGUAACAAUCAAUCGUCAAAUUCUAGUUAUUGUAUAUUACCAGCGAAAAAUAGAGACUCGAUAUACAUUGUCUUUGAUAGUCUUAUCAAACAAUCACCGUGUUUAUCAGCCAGCCUACAAGAAUCCUGUUUCCCUUAUUCAUUAGUACGUAGUGCUUAUCAUAGUAUUGCAAAAUUGGCCACUGGUGGUGGGGGUGGUUCAUCCUCGACAGACUACUAUCACUACUCCAAUCCAGCUAUGCUACGUUCCAAUGUUAUGUCGGCAUCAUCACAUGUCGAUGGGAAAUGUCGUGAUUAA